Molecule: messenger RNA, 774 nt
Organism: Prunus armeniaca (apricot)
Lineage: Eukaryota; Viridiplantae; Streptophyta; Magnoliopsida; Rosales; Rosaceae
Source: the annotation of a GenBank genome assembly
AUGUCAAAGUGUCUGGAGGGAGAUAAAGAUAGGAUCAGUGAAUUACCGGAUGCACUUGUUUGCCACUUACUUUCUUUCCUUCCAACGACAUGCGCCGUGAGGACCACCGUUUUGUCUAGAAGGUGGAACAACGUAUGGACUUGUGUUACCAAUCUAGAUUUUAAAGACGAAAGAGAUUUUUGGUGUAACCAUGGCUGUGAUUAUGAUCGUUUUGAGAUGUUUGUUGAGCGUGUACUUUCCUUAACUGAUCCAUCAGACAUCAAAGAGGUUAGUCUCAAGACUUAUGUCGGAGACUUUGCUCGCCUUGAGGGUUGGAUUUGCACUGCCGUUAGGCGGUGUUUCCCAAGUCUCAAAUCCCUGGAGGUUCUUCGAGUUCCUUAUCCAGAUAAGGGCUUAAUGGAAAAGCUUUUUACAAACUGUCCUGUACUUGAACAUUUGAUUAUUGAGGCGGUUCUUGCAGACGAUGUAGCUUAUAAAAUCCAGGUCUCUGCGCCUCAACUGAAGACGUUGAGAAUAAGUUUGCAUGAACAGUAUUUUAUGAGCAGUGUUUGUAUUGAUGCUCCAAAACUUGAAAGCCUUGAUUUGGAGACAGGUGCUCUCUUGAAUUUUUCCUUGGAUGCAAGAUCCCUGAUCAGUGCCAAUAUUCAUUUACGGGACAAUCGUUUUCAAGUAAACCGAGCUUCCUUUGCCAAACAUGCAACUGCGCUUUUGGCAGAAAUUUCCAAUGUUAAAAAUCUGUCACUCUCAGCUUCUCAUUUAGAGGUAAUUAAGUAA